This is a messenger RNA of Panicum hallii, 771 nucleotides long. RefSeq names its product probable histone H2A variant 1. The record is from RefSeq and is a predicted model, not a curated record. Gene Ontology annotation, molecular function: protein heterodimerization activity; DNA binding; structural constituent of chromatin. Bases 98 to 514 code for a protein of 138 amino acids. Lineage: Eukaryota; Viridiplantae; Streptophyta; Magnoliopsida; Poales; Poaceae. Gene Ontology annotation, cellular component: nucleosome. The transcript has 2 exons.
ACAUUUUCGAGACCCAGCAAGCCCUCUCGGCCGGCCUCACCCUCGCAGCGCGCCACCAAUUCCGAGCGCUCGCUCCAGGCUAAGGUUUCCGGCGGCGAUGGCGGGCAAGGGAGGUAAGGGUCUCCUUGCGGCGAAGACGGCGGCGGCCAAGAGCACCGACAAGGACAAGGACAAGAAGAAGGCUCCCGUCUCCCGCUCCUCCCGCGCCGGGCUCCAGUUCCCGGUGGGCCGCAUCCACCGCCAGCUCAAGUCCCGCGCCUCCGCCCACGGCCGCGUCGGCGCGACCGCCGCCGUUUACUCCGCCGCCAUCCUGGAGUACCUGACCGCCGAGGUCCUGGAGCUGGCCGGCAACGCCAGCAAGGACCUCAAGGUGAAGCGCAUCACGCCGCGCCACCUCCAGCUCGCCAUCCGCGGGGACGAGGAGCUCGACACCCUGAUAAAGGGCACCAUCGCCGGCGGGGGCGUCAUCCCGCACAUCCACAAGUCGCUCAUCAACAAGACCGCCAAGGAGUGAAGGGGCAGAGCGACCGGCCGCCUGUGGAUCUGUGUUCUUGCCCGUGCCUGCUCCUGGCGAUGCAGUCCGUGCGGUUUGCCGUCUGUUCUCGCGUCGUGUUAAUUUAAGUGUCUCUGCCGUCAGAGUGCUGGUAAACUAAUACGGUUUGCCAGUGCGUUUUAUGUUCUCUGGUUGUUAAAACUCUCCUGUACCUGUAUGCCUAAGUAUCUGAAGCUAUGAGUCGUUAUGGUGCUUGCUAUUCGGUCUUGUUUUGUGCA